Molecule: messenger RNA, 3060 nt
Organism: Pararge aegeria (speckled wood butterfly)
Lineage: Eukaryota; Metazoa; Arthropoda; Insecta; Lepidoptera; Nymphalidae
Gene: TBC1D5
Product: TBC1 domain family member 5
Exons: 13
Coding region: 150-1769 (539 amino acids)
Biological process (GO): activation of GTPase activity
Molecular function (GO): GTPase activator activity
Source: RefSeq, a predicted model, not a curated record
UGUGACAAAAAUUGUUUUCUUUAUAUCCAAACAUUUUACCAUUUUAUUAGAAAAGGACAUUCUAAGGGAAAGUACUAAAACAAAGUUAUUGCAAAUAUCACAAUAAAAAUUAUAUUACCGUCAUGUUUUUCCUAUAACUUUAUACAAAAAUGGAAUAUACCAACCUUAAUGGAUCACCAAGUUCUCCUUCAAAGCCUUUCUGUGAGGCCAGCGAUUAUGAUCUACAGUUUCCAACAUGGAGCUUAGAGUUUUUGAAAACAGCUGCAGUUGAACAAAGAUUGGUGCGACCAAGAAGUUUAGCCUGGGCAAUUCUUCUGAAUGCCAUUCCAUCACCAUGUGGAGAUAUUUUGAUGAGUAUUAGAGGUCAUAGGAAUUUCUACGAUGACUUGAAAAAUAAGCUUUCAAUGGACCCAAGGGCAGUUAUCGGUGAUGACCCACUUUCGCAGAAUGAUGAGAGUGCAUGGAAACAACAUUUCUGUGACAAUGAACUCAAAGCGUUGAUACUUCAAGAUGUAGUCAGAACUUUUCCCGACGAAGCAUACUUCCGUGAUAAAGAUGUACAAGAUAUGAUGGUACGUGUGCUGUUCUUCUGGGCACGUUCGCACCCCAGCCCCGGCUACCGGCAGGGCAUGCACGAAAUCCUCGCGCCCGCACUCUGUGAACUGCACUCUGACAGGCAACUCGCCCCGCCACACCUCAGUGACACAUUACGGUAUUAUCUACAAGAAGACUACUUGGAGCACGACAGUUAUAUGCUGUUCAGUGCAAUCAUGAAGGGGCUGGAGAAGUUCUACUCCACCGGUGACGUCAUCCCCAACAACUGCGGGCGUCUGCCCACGGCGAGGACCCUACACAGCCAAAACGAAGUGGUGCGGUACUUGGAGCGAUUGAGAGAGAACUACCUCGUACCGGCCGACUCGGAACUGGCGACGCAUCUCGCUGACUGCAACGUGUCCUUGGAGCUGUUUGGAAUCCGCUGGCUUCGCUUGUUGUUCGGGCGCGAGUUCCCGCGGUCGGAGAUACCGCACCUGUGGGGGUUCAUCUUCUCGGACGGGCCGAUGCUGCCCAACCUGCACUACGUCGUGCUGGCCAUGCUACUGCCGAUCAGAAACAUAUUGUUGGAGUCGGACGCGGGCACAGCGUUAUCGAUACUGAUGCGGCCGUCAUCGGUGUCGGUGGGUCACGUGUGCGCUCUGGCGUUGUACCUGCGCUGUCCGCACGAGUACCCGAAACCGCCUCCGCCGCAUAUAGUCAACAACGUCAGCCGGGACAGCGUCAUCGACGCGUCCAGCUCGGUGUGGAGCUACGAGCAGCAGGCGGAGGAGGAGGCCACGUCGUCGGGCUCGGAGGGCGUGGCGGAGGGCGGCGACGUGGCCCGCUCGCUCGCGGCCCUGGCCCUGCUGCGCGCGCGCCUGCCGCCCGCCGUGGCCGCGCUGCAGGCCGCGCUGCCCCGCCCGCCGCCGCAAGCCCUGGCCCCGCUGCACCAGAUACUGCAGUUGGCGGCCCUGCUCCAAUGCCGCAACCACGCGUUGAUAGACGUCGAGACAGCCCUGGAGGCAGCCGAGAACCAGUCCAGCUACACCGUCGGCCGGCGACAACUGGUGCCCGUGGUCGUGCUCCCGGCCAAGCUCAAACAAACGCCGCCGCUUAAGCCGGCUAAGCAAGUGAGGAAAGUGAAGGAAGUGCCGCUCAAAGUGUUCCACCAGGUGGAGUGUGAUAGCUCAAGUGACUUGCCAUUCCUGGACCCCCUGCGGCUACGGACAGAAUGACUACGCCGGAAAAUUAUGCUUUAUAGCUAUUACCAUUAAGUGUAAAUUCGGGUGCACAGCUACUGUGGACUGUUUAUGUAUCACACAGUAAGGAUCGAGGACCUUGUUGGUCUAGUGGUUAGCAUGUUUAACUAUGUAUGACGCGGUCCUGGGUUCAAAUCCCGGAUCGGGCCAAAAAUCGUUAGGUACUAUGUUUUUUUUUGGUCUGUUACAGUACCAGCACCGAGUUAGGAAAUUGACGGUGUUAAAUCCCGUGCCUCGGAGAGCACAUUGAGCCGCCGGUCCCGGUUAUUUUCGCUAACUUGUGGUAAUAGUCGAUAGACCCCACCAACCCGCAUUGGAGCAGCAUGGUGGGUUUAUGCUCUAAAACCGGCUUACCUAUGAAAGGGGAGGCCUGUGCUCGGCAGUGGGCAACGUUAAUAGGCUGCGGAUGAUGAAAGAUUGGCAUACAGCCGUCAGAACAAACUGUUGCCGUGGACAGAGCAAUCGUGCGUUAGAGAAGAGGACCCAAGCUAACCGUCACUAAGGUCCUUCCUGCAGGUCUAUUUUGUAUCUCGGUGGAUAUUAAAUUACGUUACGAACUGUGUAAAUUUAACAACUGUCAGACACUCACUUGCAUUCUAUAACUUCAGUUGCCAACCCUAGACUUCAGAUGCCACUGAUGCUGUAUCUCGCUUGGCAAUUUUAGUAACUCUCUGUUUUUUUGUAAAAUAGUUUAAUAUCCACCGAAAUACAUAAUAGGCAUGGUGCCGCAACGCGCAUUUGAAGAUGUCGGCAUUUAUCACGAGAUCCAAGUCUUCUAUGAAAUUAUGUAAUAAUAUUCAUUGUUAUUUGAAUGCAAUUGCAUUUCAUUUUGGUAAUAUAUGGCUAACCCAAAUAUACUGCCAUAAAAUAUUAUCAUCGGUAUAGUAUACUAAUUGUACAAAUAAGUUUUAUUGUAUAUAAAUGAGCUAAAGAGAUGAAUUUUAAUUAUAUCACCUUUGUCUAUGCUUCCAUAACAUAAAAGAUACGUUAUUAGAAUUGUCGAACACAAAUGCCACGUUGGUUGCCAGGUUGUUCAACUACAGAUUACAUUUUCGGUCUCAUUCCUGGAGCUGAAUAGUAAGACCUAUUUUUGCCUGUUCCGGGAAUUCCUACGUCAAAAAGUUUUCAGUAUCAGCUCGAUGAACAUCGGGAUGUGGACAAUAUUUUCAUUCGCCUUGACAAUAAGUGGGGUAUUGGCAGUGGCGUGCACUGGGUUUCUUACCAGGGUAAGCGUGUAGCAGUAAAAUUGCAUAAAAUGGCAAAAUUC